Messenger RNA from Clarias gariepinus (North African catfish), 4538 nucleotides. It is a transcript of the gene nlk1, whose product is annotated as nemo-like kinase, type 1. The record is from RefSeq and is a predicted model, not a curated record. Gene Ontology annotation, biological process: intracellular signal transduction; protein phosphorylation. The transcript has 11 exons. Gene Ontology annotation, cellular component: nucleus; cytoplasm. Bases 954 to 2384 code for a protein of 476 amino acids. Gene Ontology annotation, molecular function: MAP kinase activity; ATP binding. Lineage: Eukaryota; Metazoa; Chordata; Actinopteri; Siluriformes; Clariidae.
UCAUCCUGCCACUGUUUCCAACAGCUGAUUGCAGAUAAAGAGAAAGCCACAGAACGCCUGGAGUCCACGGGAAAAUGAGUUGAGGGGGUAAACACCGCGGCGAUGGACUACGACGGCACCCAAGCGUCCAAAAUAAUGCGUGUUGUUCCGAUUCUUUAACGUGGGACGCCGCGGCGCGAGCCGGCUUGGAUGUUAGUAGCGGCUUUGCUAAAAGGCUAACUUUGCGAACAGCAGUAGAUAAGAAGCGCUUGCGUUCUCUUCAUUCCCACCGAGACGUUUUUGUUGUUGUUUUUUUAUUAUUAUUAUUUAAAGAUUUUAACUACGUAUUUAUCGACGAGAUAAACACUCUUGGUGUGUUUUAACGUAACAGUUUUUAAUUCGCCGGUUAAACAAGCAGCGCUAACGUUAGCUAGCAAACAAAGAUGAUUAGCUAGAAUCGCCUUGACGACUAGGAGAGCAGGCGUAACGUCAUAGUUCGUUCCCCAAACGCGGUUUGGACUAAAUAAAGUCUAAAUAAGUAUUUCUAUGUGAACGAUUAUUGCGCAAUGUUAAAUUCAGGCUAGUUUGUUGUCCUGUCGCAGAGUUUAUGAAGAUUAUUGACUGACUAGCUUAGCUAACCAGACUACCGUGUAUGGUCUGGGCGGACAGACAGACAGCCGUGUCUCAGUGAUUAUUUUGUCCCUUUGCUGUAGGGGCUGUGCAACAUGCGCCCUCUGUAGUGUCUUAUCUAGCCUAAAGUAACCCUAACUAACCGUAGCUACCUCAGCAAGCCUUAACUAGCCCUAGCUCAUAUAACCAAGUUGUGCGAACUCCAGCAGUGUUCAGCUGCAGUGACGUUUUAACACCGUGUCUAUUUAAAUUCUCCGCUAUUUUAAUGUAAGUAUUUUAAUGGGAUUGAUAAGCGUGGCUCGACGUAGCCAAUCCUCCUGGACCGCCGGCUCGCUCUAACAGAAAUGGCCUUCCAUGGCUCCGCUCGGCCCGCCGUGUGUGGAAACCUGUUCCCUGCCUCGGAUCUGGGCCACAAAUAUUUCUGUGUGAACACUUCGGGAAGUAACGCAGCCUGCAGCGGGUUAAACGGCUCCCAGAACCCAGCCGGGCCCAGUCAGCCAGUCGAGACCCCGCGACACCCGGCGACUCUCGGAGGGAGCACAGGCGGAGGAGCAGCGGUGCCUCAGCCUCACAGCAGCCCGGCCAGCGAGGUGCCGUGUCCGCCUGAGAUGGAGCCCGACAGGCCGAUCGGCUACGGAGCCUUCGGUGUCGUGUGGUCAGUGACGGACCCCCGGGAUGGACGGAAAGUUGCUCUCAAGAAAAUGCCCAAUGUCUUCCAGAACCUGGUCUCCUGUAAGCGUGUCUUCAGGGAGCUCCGCAUGUUGUGCUUCUUCAAACAUGACAACGUGUUGUCUGCUCUGGAUAUUCUGCAGCCUCCACAGAUCGAUUGCUUUGAAGAGAUAUAUGUGAUUACAGAGCUGAUGCAGAGUGACCUCCACAAAGUCAUAGUGUCUCCUCAGCCUCUAACAACCGACCACAUAAAAGUGUUCCUUUACCAGAUACUCAGGGGCCUGAAAUACCUGCAUUCUGCUGGAAUUCUACAUAGAGACAUUAAACCAGGGAACCUGCUAGUCAACAGUAACUGUCUCCUCAAGAUUUGUGAUUUUGGGCUGGCUCGAGUUGAAGAGCCUGACUCCUCACGUCACAUGACGCAAGAAGUUGUGACGCAGUACUACAGGGCCCCUGAGGUUCUGAUGGGCUCACGGCAUUACGGGUCAGCCAUCGACAUCUGGUCUGUGGGCUGCAUCUUCGCUGAGUUACUUGGCCGCCGAAUCCUCUUUCAGGCUCAGAGCCCCAUCCAGCAGUUGGAUCUGAUAACGGAUUUACUGGGAACUCCUCCACUGUCUGCCAUGGUAUCUGCAUGUGAGGGCGCUCGAGCACACAUCCUAAGAGGACCUCACAAACCGCCGUCACUGUCUGUUCUGUACAUGCUGUCAGACGGAGCCACCCACGAGGCUGUUCAUCUUCUCUGCCGCAUGUUAGUCUUUGAUCCAGCUAAGCGGAUCUCUGGCAACGACGCGCUCUCUCACCCAUAUCUCGAUGAGGGACGUUUGCGCUACCACACGUGCAUGUGCAAGUGCUGCUACUCUGUACCGAGCGGCAGGGUGUACACUCGAGACUUUGAACCUGCUGCAGAGAGGCCCUUUAGCCACAGCUAUGAGGAAAGCAUGCUUUCUGUCUGGCAGGGCAAAGAGCUCAUACAUCGUUUCAUCACUGAGCACCAGCAGGGCAAAAGAGUGCCUUUGUGCAUCAAUCCCCAGAGUGCCGCUUUCAAGAGCUUCAUCAGGUCCACUGCUUGGCAUUCCUCAAAAGUAUCGAGGAAAGAAGAGAGAUGAGAUGAGGCGUAUGUUAAAACAGGAGUCAUGGGAGAUGUAGUCGACUAUAGGAGCAUGCUUGUACUUGAGAUGAAUGACCGUUUACAUUUGGUUCUUGUCAGAUUAUAUAGGUCUGAACGCCUAGGCUUGGUGCUAAGUUUGGCACAGGAUGAACAUCCUAACAUUGUCCAAAAAAAAAAAAAAAUCUACAGUUCGUAAUUCUGUAGACCCCUUUUUUUUCCUCCCAAUAGUGACAGUCCAAUUAUGCUGCUGCAAACAUUUUAUACUGACUAAGCUUGAGGAUUAUGGAUACUGAAUUUCAGAAGAAACUCCUUUUCAUGGAUUGAAGACCGAAAAGCGUUGUGCUCAUGAUGACGAUGAUAAUGAUGGCACGUAUGCGUGUUCAAAUCCCUCAGUGUUGUGCAAUACCAAUAUAUUGGGGGGGGGGAGGUUUCAGUAUUCGUGGGCUUCAACUGCCAUUCAGACUUGUUCGUUAUGUUUUUUUUUUUUUUUUUUUUUUUUUCUCCUCAAAAUUCUUUGCUGUGCUGCUUAACUGUUCUCACAAGAUCACAAGAUCAUUUGUUUCCUGUAUCUCAAUUUUACCCCCUAUUUCCAGUAUUGCAUAGUGACAUACGAAUUUGGGUUGCUUUUUUUUUUUUUUUCUUCUCCCAGUUUGUUACUCUAUACUGAAAGUGAUUUUUAGCCUUAGAAUGCCACCAUUUUUUUUUUCCUUGUGUGACAUUGUCACUGAGUCGUAAAUUGAGAUGCUGUGUGGAUGAUUAUUAUGCCCACGUAGAUGUUUAGGUGCUUUUGUAUGUGUAUACCUCUCCUAAGCAUUAUGUGCAAGGAUUUAACUUUUUAUUUACUUAUUUUUUUUUAACCAGGACAACUUUUUAAAGGUGAGGAGGAAGUGUUGUUGAACUGACUUUGUGUAAUUGAUGCUAGAACAUGUAUACUUAAGUGUGAGUGUGUGUUCGAGCAAGUGUGUUUGCGUUGUCCAGGAGUGUGGGGAGUGUUUAGGGGACGUGCAGUGUUUGUGCUCUUUUUACAUUCAUUACCUCACAUAAACCCACUGUGCACUGGCUGAGUGCGCUCAGACUAAACCCUACAACUAACCACGUACUGUACAGUGAUCUGUGCUAAUCACAGAACCACUAUCCCUAAUCCCCUUUCUCUCUCUAUCUCUCCCUUUUCUUUGCUCUGGCUGAUGCACAUGUCUCAGAUUGCUUUCAGAGGAAAAUGCUGCUGUUCAUUUGAUUGACGUUUUUCACUUCAGUCAUAACUAGUGUCAAGCUCAGGUUUCAUAUCGCAGACUCUGCUGUAAACACACAGGGACGUGUGUCCGGCGCCUCCGCAGCUCGUUCCUGGUGCUGUGAACUGAAAAGGGCCCCCCCCCCCCUUUUUUUUUUUUUUUUUUUUGCUCUACAACCUCGAGACCCGUGCCUGUCGGCCACCACUAGGUGGUGUUGAGCACACAGGGCGCUGCUGGACAGACACAGUUCUCAAGGACGUCCGCUCAGUCGGACCCGCACGUGGAUAUGGACUUUGCUUAGGGAUUCGCGGGAUUUCAGGAGUCCAGUGAUCAUACAACCCCUUGUGCUGUUAUUUAAUUUGGUCAUAGGACAAUAUUUUCUUAAAUUAAUAGUUUUCUUUUACUUUUAUGUCAAUGCGUUGUGACCAAUUUCAGUUGUUUUAUUUUAUUUUUUUCCCUUUAAGGUUUUGUUGUUUGACCACUUUGCUAUUGUUGUUGGUAGAAGAACUAGAAGUGUAGUGACAUGAAGAGAAACUAUGUUGAUCUAUGAUUUCUUGUACCGACUGCUAACUACAACGUGAGGAUGUUUUAAUUAACAGUGAGAUUUGCGUUAGUCAUGAGCUCAUAGAAGUUAGACAUUUUAUGAUGAAAAAAGAAAACUUGAUAUUUGUGUUAACUUUUAUGUUUAGUAAUAUCCAACGCUUGUUUGAAAAGAUGGCUUUUUUUUGUAAUUUAUUUUGUCAUUUUAUUGAAUAUGUUUUUGGACUUUGUGUUUACAACAGAUGCUUGAAAUUUUUAAGGAAAAAAAAAGUGAUUUUGGGUGGAACUGUCAAUAAAGAGCGAACACUGGAGACAAAGUGCCACAUCAGCAAAAUAUAUUUUGUUCAUUUUGUGGUUUACUUUAACUGUAAUCACUUAUCGCU